UUUUUGUUGUUGUGAUGCUAGUUUGAUAAUAUAUAAGACGAAGCACCGCCAGAACGUCAAGAUGAAGCUGAGACGAUUGUGCACCAAAUCCUCCAUCCUUUGUACGAUAUCAAUGGCCUUCGUUAUCCUUGGAGUCCUCAUAAUUACCACUUGGUCUCAUCUCUAUCACGUGAUCACGAGAACCGGUUUCGUUUUAACGCCCACCUCGACCGCAUAUCACAUGUGGAAGAAGAACCCCAUCCCCCUGACCAUAGACUUUUACUUCCACAACUGGACCAAUUCGGAGGCCGUGCACAACAACACCGUCAAGCCCAGUUUCAAGCUCAUGGGACCGUACAGGUUCAUAGAGACCAAGGAAAAGUCCAAAGUUACGUGGAACGACAACAGUACGGUGACGUUCAGGCAUUUGAGGACGUGGUUCUUCGAUCGGGAACACAGCGUCGGUCCGUUGAGUGACGAAGUCACGACGGUCAAUCCCGUCACUACGUCUGCCGCUUAUGCGGUCCGAAACUGGAACUACAUCGUUAAAAAAGGAUUGUCUGUCACGUUGAACACGAUGAAUCAGAAGGUGCAUAUCGUGAAGAGCGUUGGGGAGUUGCUGUUCGAGGGGUACGAGGACAAGUUGAUGAACAUUGCGAGGAGCAUGCCGUUCUUGGCCGACAGUAACAUGCCCGAGAUGGACAAAUUCGGCUGGUUUUAUGGUAGAAACGGUUCAGACGUUUUCGAAGGUACCUUCAACAUGGAUACGGGAGUCGACGGCCAACUGGGAAGGCUUUACGAAUGGAAGGGCUCGAACAGGACGUCUUUUUAUCUGGACAAGUGCAGCGACAUCGACGGAUCGGCGGGCGAAUUCUUUCCGCAGAACUUAAACAAAGACAGUAUUGUUAAGUUUUUCUCAUCGGAUUUAUGCAGGCCAGUGGAACUGGAGUACGAGAAAGACGUCGAGAUCCAUAACAUUGUGGGCUACAAGUACAGUGCCGGAGACAGAUUCUUAGACAAUGGCACCAAGAUCGUGGAGAACAAAUGCUUUUGUUUGGGUGAUUGUAUGCCGUCGGGGGCGGUCAAUGUGUCCGCUUGCCGCUACGGAUCGCCCGCCUUCGUAUCUCUGCCCCACUUCUACAACGCCGACCCCUAUUAUCUGGACAGCAUAGAGGGUGUGAAGGCCGAUAAGGACAGACACGAGUUUUAUAUGAUCUUCGAACCGAAAACCGGAUUGCCCCUAGAGGUGGCUGCCAGAUUACAACUCAAUCUACUGCUGACGCCAGUCACAAACAUACAAUUAUACUCGGACGUCCCCAAAGUAUACUUCCCUCUGAUAUGGUUCGAGCAGGUAGUCCGGAUGCCCCCGGAAGUGGCCCUCUACAUAAAGUUCCUGGUCAACUUCAAAGUGAUAUGUUACGCAAUCGGUGCUAUAUUAAUAUUCGUCGGACUAUUGAUACAGUUCUGCUGCAUUUAUCGCAUCUGCACGAUGAAAUUGUGCGAGCCGGCCAAAGACUGCACGAUCAAAGAGCGUGUGCCUCUAACCGAACAGAAGUAAAGCGAUGCGGUGUCGCUCAGCCCGGAAGAAAUGAAUGAUGAUGCGUGCUUCUGCGCACUCGAGGAAGAUUUUUAUUUCGAACGCGUUAUCGAAAUGUGUUUAAUUUAUUUUUAUAUCCGUUUGUAAUUGCCGAAUAAUGUGUUUCCGUAAUAAAAAGUUUUUAAUUA
Molecule: messenger RNA, 1704 nt
Organism: Aethina tumida (small hive beetle)
Lineage: Eukaryota; Metazoa; Arthropoda; Insecta; Coleoptera; Nitidulidae
Product: protein croquemort-like
Exons: 7
Coding region: 62-1537 (491 amino acids)
Cellular component (GO): cytoplasm; membrane
Molecular function (GO): scavenger receptor activity
Source: RefSeq, a predicted model, not a curated record